Hepatospora eriocheir is the source of this 444-nucleotide messenger RNA. The record is from the annotation of a GenBank genome assembly. NCBI's taxonomy places the organism in Eukaryota, Fungi, Microsporidia, Hepatosporidae.
AUGUUUUGGGGCUGUAUCUCAUCACAAGGUGUUGAAAGACUUGUUGAGGUAGAAUCAACUAUGACAGCAGCAUCUUAUAGGCAGAUUUUAUCACAAAAUCUUUUGGCAUCUGCACGUGAAAUGAGACUUGAUGAAUUUAUAUUCAUGCAAGAUAACGACCCAAAGCAUACUGCAAGGCUUGUUAAUGAUUGGUUCGAUGAAAAUGACAUUGAUGUUUUAGAAUGGCCUCCACAGAGUCCUGAUCUAAAUCCUAUUGAGGCUGUGUGGGCUUAUAUAAAGUUUAAAUUAUCAAAAAUAGGAAAAUUAAGUAAAAUUGAAUUAAGAGAAAAAAUUCAAGAUAUAUGGUAUUCUCUACCUCAAACACUAAUAGCAAAGUAUGUUAAAAGUUUUCAUAAACGUGUUUUAGAGGUUUUUAAAGUAAAAGGUAAUAACACUAAAUAUUAA